Molecule: messenger RNA, 3376 nt
Organism: Zingiber officinale
Lineage: Eukaryota; Viridiplantae; Streptophyta; Magnoliopsida; Zingiberales; Zingiberaceae
Product: suppressor of RPS4-RLD 1-like
Exons: 23
Coding region: 187-3225 (1012 amino acids)
Biological process (GO): negative regulation of DNA-templated transcription
Molecular function (GO): protein binding
Source: RefSeq, a predicted model, not a curated record
GUAUUAACAGGGGGAAGACAGAGAAGGGUGGUGUGGGUCAAAAGCCCCAAAUCUCUGUGCAGCCCGUCGUCUCUUCUUCACUCUGCCGUCUCCGAGUCCGAUCGAUCUGGUUCCGUUCUCUCCCGUCGGCGCAGCCAUGGAGUUGGCCGAUUAGGGCUUCGUGCUUGCGUCCUGUGAUAAGAGACGAUGGCGCCCGCGGUCAACGAAAGGCUCGAGCUCGCGAAGCUCUGCAGCGGGCGGAAUUGGUCUAAGGCCAUCCGCGUUCUUAAUUCAAUCAUCGACAAAUCCUCGUCCGUGCAAGAUAUAUGCAAUCGUGCCUUCUGUUACAGUCGGUUGGAGCUGCACAAACAUGUGAUCAAGGACUGCGAUAAGGCGCUGCAGCUGAGUCCGAACGCUCUUCAAGCUUACAUUCUUAAAGGUAAUGCAAUGUCUGCCUUGGGAAGGAAAGAAGAAGCUUUGCAUGUGUGGGAGCAAGGCUACCAAAAUGCAAUUUCUGAUUCAACAGAUUUGAAACAGCUGGUUGAGCUGGAAGAGUUGUUAGGAAGUGCUAAGGAAUACCAAUCUUUUAACUCUGAAGACCAUGUAAUCGAUACAAUAUCAUGUGAAACAAAGGUUGUAGUUUCUGAAGAUCAUGCUGUGGAUUCCUUAAGCACUGAUAUGUCAAUUGCUGAAACCAAGGCAAUUAUCUCCGAAGAUGGUGAUUCUACUAGUGUUACAAAAAUUGUCAUCUCUGAAGAUUAUGUCAGAGACUCCCUUUUACAAAAAACCACAACAACUGAAGCUGAACAUGUUAAUUCUUCGACUAGUACAGUUACAGACAAGAAGUUAGUUAAUGGGCAUAAGUCAGAUACAUCUGGUGUUGAGCUUAAACUUGAUGAUAGCAUAGGAAUGUUAAGUUUUUACAAUGAAACUGCCAAAAUGGGCCGGAAGGUUUUUGUUACUGGUCUUCCAAAGACCAAGUCUAUCAGCUUGGAUUUUCGUUUAUCAAGGGGCAUAGCACAGGUAAAUGAAGGAAACUAUGGCCAGGCUGUAUCCAUUUUUGACCAGAUCCUGAGAGAAACUCCUACUUAUCCAGAGGCUUUAAUAGGAAGAGGAACAGCUUUUGCAUUCCAAAGGGAACUCAAUGCUGCUAUUGCUGACUUCAGCAAGGCUAUACAAAUUAAUCCAUCAGCCGGGGAGGCUUGGAAGCGCCGGGGACAGGCACGUGCUGCGUUGGGUGACUUCAUGGAGGCCAUAGAGGACUUGACCAAAGGAUUGGAAUUUGAGCUGAAUUCACCCGAUAUUUUACAUGAAAGAGGAAUUGUUAAUUUCAAAUUCAAGGAUUUUAAUGCUGCUGUUGAUGAUCUUACCCGAAGCAUAAAUCGUGAUAAGAAAAACAAAUCUGCUUACACAUAUCUGGGUCUGGCAUUAGCCGCAAUUGGUGAGCAUGAUCAAGCUGAAGAGGCACACCUGAAAGCGCUGCAACUUGACCAAAAUUUUGUUGAUGCAUGGGCCCAUCUUGCACAGUUUUACCUGGAUCUGGGUAAUACAGAAAAGUCCAUGCACUGUAUUGAAAAACUUCUGGCUAUUGAAGAAAGGUUUGCCAAAGCUUAUCACCUCCGUGGUCUGCUUCAUCAUGGGACAGGACAACAUAGGAUGGCAAUAAAAGAUUUGUCUGUUGGACUCAGCAUUGACAGCUCAAAUUUAGAGUGUUUAUACCUUCGUGCUUCAUGCUAUCAUGCUAUUGGAGAAUAUGGAGAUGCGGUGAAGGACUAUGAUGCCGUUUUGGAUUUAGAACUUGAUUCCAUGGAUAAGUUUGUAUUGCAAUGUCUAGCUUUUUACCAGAAAGAAGUCGCUCUGUACACAGCUUCAAAGGUCAACAGUGAAUUUUGUUGGUUUGACAUUGAUGGUGACAUCGAUCCACUUUUCAAGGAGUACUGGUGUAAAAGGCAGCAUCCACAUUAUGUAUGCGAGAGAGUAUUCCGGCAACCGCCGCUGAAAGAAUCUUUGAAAAAAGGGCGGCUUAAGAAGCAAGACUUCGUUGUGACAAAACAUAAACAUGUUCUUCUACAAGCAGCAGAUGUUCUUGGCCAGAAAGUGCAAUAUAACUGUGCAGCAUUCUUGUCGAAUAGACGGCAGUAUCGUAUGGCUGGGUUAGCUGCUAUUGAGGUUGCUCAGAAGGUGGCCAAGUAUUGGCGCUUUCUUCGACAUGCAAAUAAAAAUGGUAAACGAAAUAGAAAAAAGGAAAGAAUCAGUAUGGUGAGUCAAAAUAGAGGUGGUGUGUGCUGUAGCACUACUGGUUUAUCAGAAAGUUCAACAUUGCAUAGUUCAAAUGAAGAACGAUCUGCUUCUGGUCGUCAUCUUUCUUGGCAUGAUGUGUACUCUAUUGCGGUCAAAUGGAGGCAAAUCUCUGAACCUUGUGAUCCUGUCGUCUGGAUAAACAAGCUAAGUGAAGAAUUUAUUUCUGGAUUUGGCUCUCACACGCCAAUGCUUCUUGGGCAGGCCAAAGUUGUUCGCUAUUUUCCCAAUUACUCAAGGACUUUUGAUGUAGCAAAGUCUAUUAUUCGUGACCUAAAAUAUGUGAAUAAUGCUGAGGAUAGAUUUAUUGAUCUCUCAGAUCCUGACAAGCUGCAAAAGAUAAAACAUGCAGGAUCAUGCUCUGACCUGUAUAAUGUGAUUGGUGAAAGCUUUUGGGUGGGUACUACCUGCGAGAGCACAGUGUUUGAGGGGAAGCGCCUUGAAGGGACAAGGAUUACUCUCCAAGAAAUGGAUAAGAUAGGUUAUGAUUUUGCAAUUCGUACACCUUGUACACCGCCUAGGUGGGCUGAGUACAGCCAGGAAAUGGCUGCAGCAUGGGAGACCCUCUGCAAUGCUUAUUCCAGUGAGGUUUAUUCCUCAAAUGACGUUAGUGCACUGGAAAAUGUCAGAGAUGGGAUCCUCAGAAUGACUUAUUACUGGUAUAACUUUAUGCCACUGUCAAGGGGUUCUGCUGUUGUUGGUUUUGUGGUAUUGCUAGGAUUAUUACUUGCAGCCAACAUGGAGUUCACGGGAAGCAUUCCUCCAGGCAUUCAGGUCGACUGGGAAGCCAUUCUAUCUUCCAACCCAGACGCCUUCACGGCUUCCAUUAAACCUUGGCUCUAUUCAAAUAUCAGAAUUAAUACAGCUUGGAAAGAAUAUCCGGAUGUUACUUUGGCAUUUGCAACUACAGGCGCUGUCAUUGCUGCUUUAAGUUCAUAUGAUGCUUGAUAAAGCUUUGUUGUGAUCGUCGAAACAUGUCGUCCUUAUUCUGUCUCUCCACUACCUACUUAACUGGGAUAUAUCGUGUAUGAAUUAUAAAGUUUGUUCACUUCUUAGUUUCUAAUCGAGUCAGAUUCUAAGAGGUUAUCGUUUUUUUGCA